CUGGGGACGCUCAUCCCUGGCUGGAGCCCCGACUUCCUUCGCGAAUCCAGAUCUCGUUGCUGUCCCGGGACGCCCCUGGAUCUUCUCCCGGCUCCUUUUCCUCCUUAACUGGCUGGUUUUCUUGUUCCUGCCUUCCCAGCUCCCGUCUCCCAACUCCGCGUUUCCCUGCACUGCUUCCCGGCCCCCGUAGCCCUCCAUCCCGAGCAUCCCACCUGCCACCUCCUGGCUUUUGGCCUCCUUGACCCCAAAUCCCUUGACCAACAGGGCCCUGUCAACCUUCUCGCCGGGUUCUCCUAAACUCUUCCCUUUGCCAGCUCCGGACCCUUGACCUCUUGACCUUUGACCCCGGCACCCCUGACUCCAGCCUUCUCAAUUCCUACCUCCUGUAGUCGGGAUUUCUGAAACCAAGGUCUUCCCUCGACUUCAGACCCCCCUUUCUGAGGCUUAUUUUGACUUUCUUACUCUUGGGCCCGUUCCUGCUACUGUUGCUGCACAAUGGACUUCUUGAUGAGUGGUCUGGCAGCCUGCGGGGCCUGUGUGUUCACCAAUCCCCUGGAGGUGGUGAAGACCAGGAUGCAGUUGCAGGGAGAACUGCGGGCCCCCGGCACCUACCAGCGGCACUACCGAAACGUCUUCCACGCCUUCAUCACCAUCGGCAAGGUGGAUGGCCUGGCUGCUCUGCAGAAGGGCCUGGCCCCUGCCCUCUUAUACCAGUUCCUGAUGAAUGGCAUCCGACUGGGCACCUAUGGGCUGGCUGAGGCUGGGGGCUACCUGCACACGGCCGAAGGCACCCUCAGUCCUGUCCGCAGCGCAGCAUCUGGGGCCCUGGCUGGAAUGAUGGGAGCCUACUUGGGGAGCCCCAUUUAUAUGGUGAAGACACACCUACAGGCACAGGCAGCCUCAGAAAUUGCCGUAGGACACCAGUAUAAGCAUCAGGGCAUGUUUCAGGCGCUAACCGAGAUUGGCCAGAAACAUGGUCUGGUGGGGCUGUGGCGUGGGGCCAUGGGUUGCCUGCCCCGAGUUAUCGUCGGUUCCUCUACCCAGCUGUGCACCUUCUCAUCCACCAAGGACCUCAUAAGCCAGUGGGAGAUCUUUCCUCCCCAGAGCUGGAAGGUGGCUCUGGUAGCUGCUAUGGUGAGUGGCAUUGCAGUGGUCCUGGCCAUGACACCCUUUGAUGUGGCCAGCACAAGGCUCUACAACCAGCCCACAGAUGCUCAGGGCAAGGGCCUCGUGUACCGGGGAAUACUGGACGCUCUGCUGCAGACGGCUCGAACAGAGGGCAUUUUUGGCAUGUACAAGGGUAUAGGUGCCUCCUACUUCCGCCUUGGCCCCCACACUGUCCUCUCCCUCUUCUUCUGGGACCAGCUGCGCUCCCUCUACUACACCUACACUAAAUAACAGCCAGUUUCCCACACCACCAAAUCAGCACUCCUUGAACAAUUCUUCCUCCACUACUAUGUCCUGGUAACUACUGACCAGGUGACCUUUCAUCCAUUCAAGGGGGACAGCCAACCUCCCUCCCCAUCUGUUCUCUCAGGGUUGAAUCACUACAAGGGAUAGUUUCCCUCCCUUCCUUGGGUGUUGCUUCGAGCCUUCCCUAACCAUCUCCCGGCACACUUCACACGCCCCUCUCAGGGCUGAACCAGUCACUCCAAAGUGUAUUUCCUCCCUCUCUCCACUUCCAACCUUGGGUCCCUCCUGCUCCCAUGCACAGCUUUAAACUCCCCCCUCCAAGACCAAAGGGAAUUGGGGGGACCCAGGUGUCCUGUUAGAUCCAAAGGCACAGAGAUUAUAUUGGUUAUAAAGCAAGUUUAUU
Molecule: messenger RNA, 1816 nt
Organism: Galeopterus variegatus (Sunda flying lemur)
Lineage: Eukaryota; Metazoa; Chordata; Mammalia; Dermoptera; Cynocephalidae
Gene: SLC25A35
Product: solute carrier family 25, member 35
Exons: 5
Coding region: 496-1398 (300 amino acids)
Source: RefSeq, a predicted model, not a curated record